Lactuca saligna is the source of this 892-nucleotide messenger RNA. Lineage: Eukaryota; Viridiplantae; Streptophyta; Magnoliopsida; Asterales; Asteraceae. The record is from the annotation of a GenBank genome assembly.
AUGGUGGUCAAUCGAUUUCAGUUAGGGGAAUUUGGCAAAGGUUAUGGUAACCGGACGCUAAUGAUCCAUACUUAUUUAUCAUUACAGGUUAUAGCACAUGAUGUGGAUGUACAACGAAGCAAUCUUCUUAUUCACCAAACAAAGAGAAUGUGCACUUCUAACUUGGCUGUGACGACUCACGAAGCACAACAUUUCCCGAGUUGUCGCUGGAAAAAGAAUAAUACCACAAAUGGUUCUGAUUUGGGGGGUAUGAGUAUGACUGAACUUUUAUUUGAUCGUGUGCUCUGUGAUGUUCCAUGCAGUGGAGAUGGUACUCUCCGUAAGGCCCCUGGAUAUCUGAUUGCCUUGUAUUUCUUUGUGAAAUGCAUGAGUGUGGGGAUGGCCAAUGGUGUCCAUUGUCUGCAACUUCAGAUAGCCAUGCGAGGAAUGUUUAGAUAAGAACAUGUGGUUUAAAGGUGGUUUUAAAGAGCUGACAGGGGUUUACUGUCAAAUUAAGUGUUCAUAAGAUUGUUAGUAAAGAAAAAGGGUUUUUUUUUUUUUUUUUUUCUGAGAAAUUACUAGCAGGGUACUUUUCAUAGGUAACUCUUCUUUCUUUUACCAUCAUUUUAGUUUCAUGUACAUGUGAUCCUUCAAUUUGGAACAUUUUAUGUACAAAUCUACCUUUUUGCAUGACUUUUUCCUAGACUUCUUAAUAUUUUGUCAUUAAAUUAUGUGUUUUUUUAUGCACAUUAGGCGUUUGAUUAGAUGCUUGGACCAAUACACAAACUUCUAAUGCAACCAGUUGGCCAAGAAGAACGAAGAAUUGUUGCCGCUUUAAUGAGUAGACAUAUUGGUGGAGGUACUCAGCUAUAGCAUACAUUAAUUUCCCAAUACAAAGCCCGAAGUUGCUUUG